UUAAGUCACUUCGAUUAUGGUCCGAAUAAAAUCUUGGCCAAAUAUGGUAAAUAUUUAAAUAACACCAAGCAGCAACAGUAUCCGAAUCUGCAUCAAAAUCAAAAUACGAAUCAUCAGCAUCAUCAGAUUCCGCAUCAGCAUCCGAAUCAUCAUAAUUUGUCUCGGGCCACAAGGAUUACUGGAUAUUCCAGCAGCCAAGACAGUGGCCGGGAUAGCGGCCGUGACAGCAGUGUUCGUGAGGUAAUGAGCAGUAGCAGUAAUCCGAACAAUGCCAGCAGUGAAGAUGAGAAUAUCAACAAACGUCAGCCGCAGCAGCAACAGCAACAGGAUGAGGAAGACAAUUUUUCAACAACGAGGAAUAAUGGUGGGGGAAGAGGAGGUGGACCCAGAGGGGGUGUGAUAGAAGAUAAUGGCAAUGCUGGCCACAUUAGUGCCGCCACAUCAUUCGAUAGUGAUUCAGCCCUAACUGAGGGCAGACAUUGUAAUUUGUUUAGUGAAAAGCAGGGUAGCCUCUGUAGCCGCUAUGAUGGCAAUCUGCAGCACCAUCCGAACCAGCCACCUCUGGCACAUGCUAAACAACUGCGAAUUAAUUCGUCUAAUAGAAUGGCCAAUGAUGGUGGAGCUUUGCAUAAAACCUCAAUAGCAGCCAUAAGUGGGGGUGGCGGAACUUCUGGCAGUGGCUCCGGCUUAGGCUACCUUGAUAAAUCCGGCAUGGAGGCAACUACAUUAGGCUCUCGAACUUCAUUACAUCAUAACAUUUAUACAAACGACACAUAUGAGAGUCGUUAUGUUAACGAGCAGCACUCCCAGCACCUCUCACACCUCCCGAACCAUCAUCACCACCACCAUCAGAACACCAGCAUAUCAGCCUCAUCCACCUUCCUACUCGACGAUGGCAGUGAAUUGGAAAUGGAUGCUGAAAUUGCUGGUGGCCAGCAGAAAACCUAUUUGGUGCCACUGGAUAUACCCACACCACCGCCACAGCCACAUAUGCCGCAUGGCAGGGCCACAACAACACAGACAUCCAUGUGUCAGUGCGAUACGGCAGUGGCGAACAAUGGUUCGGCACUUUGCCAUCAUCAGCAACAUUUUCAGCAGGUAGCUCAACACAGGGCCACAACUCAUCAGCAUCAGCAUACCGUAACUCCGAACACCCCGAAUCGCAUGCCAUCAUCAUCCUCCACACAACUACAUCAGGUCAGCAUGAUGGAAAUACCAUUGGCCAAUGGUUUAAGCCAUCAUCAUCAACCGCAGCAUCCACAUCAUCGGCAUCAUCACUCUAGUGUUGCAGGUUCACUUCUUAAUUAUAAAUUACAUGAUCCACAGCUGCAGCAAUUCACAACCGGCUCGCCGCAUUAUCAACACGAUGACCAGCUGGAUUUUGGCCAUCAUCCGCAUCCUCAGCAUCACCAUAAAUUGCCACUGCAAAAAAGUUUCAGCAAAUUGCAGCUGCACCAAAAACAACAACAAUUACAAAAUUUAGUCUUUCCCCAGCUAUCACCGUAUCACAGCGGUAGUGAGCGGAACUCCUCAUCGGCUUUUCAUCAAAUGGAUGGUAAAAAUUAUGCCAAAAAGAAAACAACACAACAACAACAACAUGGUACUUGGUAUGGUAUCAGCUUAAAAAAUCGCCACAGCAAUUGCAAUAAACCAACAUUCCCGGUUUACGUGACGCGUUUGAAUAAUGACCACCACCACUAUCGUCAUCAUCACCGCCACUUGACUUGUCACUUUGAGUUUGACGACAAGCUUGAUGAAGUUGAUGAUGACUAUGACCACAACAGCAACAACAAUAUUCAUGAUGAGUUUCUUUAUGAUCAUGAUGAUAUCUUUUACGAUUACGUUGACAAGAAACCACAUUUUUGUUGUUUUUGCUGUUUAACGAAAGUUGACGGCUUCGUCAAUGUGGUGCAGACCAAAAUUUUGUAA
Molecule: messenger RNA, 1929 nt
Organism: Musca vetustissima
Lineage: Eukaryota; Metazoa; Arthropoda; Insecta; Diptera; Muscidae
Product: LIM domain-containing protein A-like
Exons: 2
Source: RefSeq, a predicted model, not a curated record